Messenger RNA from Phytophthora infestans T30-4, 1317 nucleotides. RefSeq lists its product as hypothetical. Bases 1 to 1047 code for a protein of 348 amino acids. Lineage: Eukaryota; Oomycota; Peronosporomycetes; Peronosporales; Peronosporaceae. Gene Ontology annotation, cellular component: mitochondrion. Gene Ontology annotation, biological process: glycerophospholipid biosynthetic process. The transcript has a single exon. The record is from RefSeq and is a predicted model, not a curated record.
AUGUUGCGUAGAAGUACAGCUAUCGUUAACCGUAGCGUCGGCCGCUGCUUCGCUUCGACAUUCGGUGUGGUCUUCGACGUAGAUGGUGUCCUUCUGCGCGGCAAGGUUCCAAUUCCAGGCGCGCGUGAAGUGCUUCUGGAGCUGAAAGCGACCAACACUCCGUUCGCCAUCAUGACCAACGGCGGUGGCUACCCGGAGGACAAGAAGGCGCAACAAAUUGAGCGGAUCCUGGGCAGCGGCGUGUCUAUCCCGACCGAGCGUAUGUGUAUGAGCCACACACCCAUGCGUGAACUGGCACUCAAGCACAGUGACGAGCUGGUGCUGGCAGUUGGCAAAGACUGCGUCGAGAUCCGCAGGGUCAUGGCCAACUACGGCUUCAAGCACGUAGUCACCGUGGACCAGCUGCACCGCCACUUUCCCAUUAUGUACCCCGACGUCAAGGUGCAGGACCCUCUGAACCACGACGGUCGCUUCGAUUCGCAGCCAUUUGCUGCGGUGUUCGUGCUCAUUGACCCCAUUUACUGGGGGCGGGAGCUACAGGUCGUUAUGGAUGUACUGUGCUCUCCCGACGGACUGCUGGGUCAACGCACCGUGGAGGGAGAUGGUAAGGGCGAUCGUCAGCACAUUCCCCUCUACUCGGCAUGCUCGGAUUUCCAGUAUGUGGGCGAGUUCCAUUUACCACGAUACGGCGCGGGCGCGUUCCAUGCGGUACUAGAGGAUCUGUUCACCCGCACGACGGGUCACAAGCUGGAGAAGACGCUGUAUGGGAAACCUCAACGCACGUCGUUUGAGUUUGCCGAGACGCUCAUCGAUGCGCAACAUGAACAUGUGGAGCGUAUUUACAUGGUGGGGGACAACCCAAAGACGGACAUUCGCGGGGCAAACGAAGCUGGUGGCAGAUGGAAGUCAGUUCUUACACUCACGGGGAUGCACAACGGACCUGAAAACCAUGAGGAGCACCCGGCCUAUGGAGUUGUAGACGAUGUGGCACAGGCGCUAGCCUUCAUCAAAGAGGACUUUGCCAAGAUGCAGGCGGAGAAGAAGUGAACAAAGAGUGAAAAAUGAAAGGCUGAAGCGGGCGAGAUGGUCUAGAAAUCGCUGUCGACGUUGACCUUUAGGAUUACAAGGCGAAAGUGGUGCCUUCAACGGAGACAUUGUCAAUACUGCAGACAGCACUGCGCUUAGAAAGUCUUUGAGAUCACUUCAUAGUUUGAAACUCUGAACUGCCUAACAAAGUGUAGCGUGAAAGGUUUAAACAGAUGUCGCUCACCUAAGCUAGAAUUGGAGACGGCUAUUUUUACUGUUUUUCCUCUCUUU